AUGGGAAACAAUGGAAUGGAAUAUAUCAGGCUGGGGAAGUCAGGCCUCAAGGUGUCUAAGAUUGUGCUUGGUUGUAUGACAUAUGGCGAUCCAAAUUGGCAGCCCUGGAUCAUGGAUGAAGCCGCCGCGCUCCCACUGAUUAAGCACGCCUACGAUCGCGGUAUCAACACCUGGGACGUUGCGGACACUUAUUCAAAUGGACGUUCCGAGGAAAUCCUUGGAGUCGCAUUGAAGAAGUAUAACAUUCCGAGAUCCAAAGUUGUUAUUAUGACGAAAUGCUUUCAUGAGGUGGACGAGUCACGGGGUCCACUGGACGCCGCUGGUUUUGGCACCAAUGACGGUGUGAGGGUUAAUCAGGUUGGCCUUUCACGAAAGCAUAUCUUUGAUGCCGUCGAGCGAAGUGUGGAGCGACUAGGCACCUACAUCGAUGUGUUACAAAUCCACCGUCUUGACCGAAACACCGAUAUGGAAGAGAUCAUGCGAGCUUUGAAUGAUGUGAUUGUAACUGGGAAAGUGCGUUAUAUCGGGGCAAGUUCAAUGGCUGCUUGGGAGUUUCAGAUGCUCCAAAAUAUAGCUGAGAAACACGGCUGGCACAGAUUCAUCUCUAUGCAAGGAUUUUACAAUCUGCUAUACCGAGAGGAAGAACGUGAAAUAUUCCCUUACUGCGCUGCCACUGGCGUCGGCCUCCUUCCCUGGUCGCCCCUCGCGGCUGGUGUCUUGGCUCACAGUUGGACGGAUCGUUCGGACAAACGCGAGCAGCAAGAUGUUUUUCUCAAGGCUCUCUUCAGGAGCAGUGAGGACAAGUCCGCAGAAGAGAUCGUUCAUCGUGUCAGUGUCCUUGCCCAUGAAAAGGGGAUAAGCAUGGCCCAGGUGGCCACAGCAUGGGUGCUCUCUAAGGAAGGCACAGCACCUAUCCUGGGCCUUGAUUCUGUUGAGAGGAUUGACCAAGCUGUUGAAGCAAUCAAUAUUAAGUUAACAGCAGAGGAAAUUGCUUUUCUUGAAAAGCCCUAUCUCCCCAAAUCGGCCAUGACAUUUUAA
Messenger RNA from Aspergillus lentulus, 1038 nucleotides. Its product is annotated as aldo/keto reductase. Lineage: Eukaryota; Fungi; Ascomycota; Eurotiomycetes; Eurotiales; Aspergillaceae. The record is from RefSeq and is a predicted model, not a curated record.